This is a messenger RNA of Adineta ricciae, 258 nucleotides long. NCBI's taxonomy places the organism in Eukaryota, Metazoa, Rotifera, Eurotatoria, Adinetida, Adinetidae. The record is from the annotation of a GenBank genome assembly.
AUGAAAACCAAUAUCAUGAAUUGUUUACGUGAAAAUCGAAUUACUACGACUGAUUUCGAUUGUCGCUUUGCGUCUUGGUGCCGAAAUUCGUUUGUUGCGAAUGAUAUUGGUGGACAAACGUUUCUGUGCGAUCUGAAAUCCAAUAAACCAGUUCUUCUUUAUGAAAACAUGUAUGAAGUUUAUAAAAAAGUUCAUAUCGAAUCGGCUCAUGCGGGACGAGAUAAAUGUCUUGAUGCAUUAUCAAUAAAUUACAGUUGA